AUCAGUUAUUUGUUUAUUUCAGAGGUUGCACUCCUUCAAAGAGAUUGCCAAAUUGAUUCUCGAUUCUUCAAGGUUCAAUAUGUUGCAUUCCAAGCCGAGAUUGAUUUCAGUCUUCUAACAAAUCUAAAAAACAAGUAAAUCAGAGAACCGGAAGUUGUGUUUUUCAAUGAGUGCAUUGAUGGCCCUCUCUCAGUGGUCCAUGGUGCCUGUAUUGCUGCUAGCCGUCUUGUUCUACUUAACUCCUACAGAGGGAUGCAAUGAGGCCAUAUGCGCCAGUGUUGUCUCUAAGUGUAUGUUACUGAAGUCCUGUGAAUGUGAGAUGUUAGAUAAAGGCAACUGUUCAUGCUGCACCGAUUGUCACCAGUGCUUGGCUGAUUAUUACAUGGAUUGCUGUGAUUGUGUUGGAAUGUGUGCCCCUCCAGACCCUAAUGAGAACAUGUACAAGACCAGUUCCAUUGAGGACCUUAGUGACCCGAUACCAGAGCUCUUCAAUGUGCUAACACAGGAACCAGAUGCUCUCUUCCGUUGGACCUCAUAUUCAUAUCCUGUACACGAGGAUGUUUUGUUUUUCAAGCCAGGGAUGGAUUUUGCUGUCACAGUUGAUAAACAGAACAAGUUGCAUAAAGUGAGGCACCACCACCAGACUAACCUGAACUUUGAGAAACUGGAGGACAUGAAUUGCACCGUCGCCUUCAUGUCACAGUGCAUGUCUCUAAACAAGUGUAAAUCCUCGUGUAAAUCAAUGGGAUCUGCGCGAUAUCGUUGGUUCCACGACCAUGGCUGUUGUCAAUGUGUUGGAACCACAUGUGUUGAUUACGGAAAGAAGAAGCCGCUUUGCCUCAAAUGUCCUCUUCCCCCUGGUGAGGAAGAAAACAACUACGAUUAUCAGCCCCCUCGAACAGAUUAUGUUGAGGAAAAUGAAAUUGAUGAUUCAGAGUAAUUAUGUCAGUAUGAUAUCUCACCAAAAUCAAACCCAAACUCAAAGACAGCAGUGUAUGUACUUGAAUACAGAACAAAUACUUAAAUCUCAAGGCCAAGAAUACUCAAAAGACAGCAGUGUAUGUACUUG
This is a messenger RNA of Owenia fusiformis, 1069 nucleotides long. The record is from the annotation of a GenBank genome assembly. Lineage: Eukaryota; Metazoa; Annelida; Polychaeta; Sabellida; Oweniidae.